AUGAAUAAGUAUUCUCAUAAUGAACAUACCAGCAGUUUCUGGCUUCAGCAGAACCUAGAUUGUUACGCUGCCUUUAUCACCGAUAAAGAAAUCGCUAAAGUACUUCCAGUUAUGAGGAGGACUUUCUCAACGGUAAAGUUUGACACUACAUUGACUGAUAAAAGAGGCGAUGAAGUAAGCAGUCUUUCACAGAUAGAAAACAGAAGGGUCAAGAAGAAAAGCGAAAGCAUUGGAAGAAUGGGCUCACGAAGUAGCAGAGAUAUAAGAAGUAUGGCUUCAACAGCGCUGGAGUUCAAUAAAAUUAUAAAAGAGUUAGAUAAAGUUAUAAGCAAUGAAAACUAUGGGCAGAAAAGAGUGAUACUUGAAGAAGGGCCUGCUGUUAUUAUUCAUUUAGAAGAAGGAGAGUCACAGUUGUUUACAAUUGUCACUGCCAAAAAGCCGAUACCGCUAAAAGUUAAACUUGAAAGGAAAAUAGGCAGGAAAGCAUUGACGACAUAUAUGUCAAGAAGGGUGAUUGUGCCGAAUUUAGAUCAGCAUGAAACUAUUUAUAAUAGGGAUGAGUUUGAUAUUGGAGAUAUUGGCUUACGAGAACAGAGUUUUCUGACUCAGAAAAUUUAUUUAAAUGUUAUUGCAAGUGAAAAGUGCAGCUUUGCGAUUGGAAUUAAUUUUGGAAGAAUAAUCUCAAAGGAUGCUUCUGAAAUUUUUCAAUUUAGAAAAAAACAAAAAGGGACUGAGGAAGAAUUGCUUGAUCAAAGCAUCAAAAAGGAGCCUGUUAAUCUAGAAGAAGACUCCCUAGACCAAAAAUACAAAAAAGAAGAAGAAAUCUCCCAUUCAACGGAUUUUAUCAAAAGAAACGUGAAAAGAGCUAGAUCCUGCAUAAAGCUUCAGGACUAUUUAUCAGAAAAAAGAGACUCUUCAGAGCUAAGAAGACAAAAUGUCAUCACAAAGCAUAAAGAAAUAUUAACUGAGCAUAGACUUAAAGGAGAAAUUAAAAUAAGAAAAAGCGAAAUAAAAAAAACACUUUAUACGCAGGCAGAAAAAGUAUAUAAACUUUACAAUGCCAAAUGCGAAUUUGAAAAAAAGUGGUUCAGUUUUAUGUAUUUUUGCAAAUCUGUUAUAAGUUUGAAGGAAAAUUUGGAAAAACGGAAAAUGAUUGCAAAAAAGAAUUUACAGUCAUUAUUUGGUGCAAUGGUUUUUCAGAAUGCAUGGAAAAAGUAUAUAAAAAAAGUAUCAUUUAAAGAGCUUAAUAUGGCAAGAGCAAGGGAUUUACUGAAAUUUUACCGGUUCCAUGCAAAAAAGGUGAUUGUCUCUAAAGCAAAGCAUCAGCUGCUGAUGGCAGUCAGCCACAGUAAAAAUCAUUUUAAAAUUCCAACUUUUUUUUCUAGCUACACCACCAAAGUUUUGUUGAUACAAAGCACGUGAAAGGCUUACCAAAAAGCAAAAGAGUACAGAUUUAAGCAGGUGAAUCAGCUUUGAAACCAUACAGUUGAUGAUAUUGUAAAUAAAACUAUGAAUCGGAAACGGAAAUCCAAAAGAUAUAAAACAAUUGUCAGCAAAAUUGUAAAUAUCCCAUAUGAGCACAAAAAAUCUACGAUUUCCACUUACCUUCAAGACUGCAUGAUAAAUUAUUUAAAAGCUGGGAGAGAGCCGCCUAGCGAAGAGACUCUUGCUGUUUCUGAAAGCACCCCAGAGUUCCGGACAAGGUCUUCUUCAAGAUAUGGGACUUUCGUAAAUCUUAAUUAUAUCCCAAACCAAGAAACAGUGAUUGAUAUGAUAAAAACAGCUGCUGAUAUAGAAAGCCCAUUGAAAAUCUAA
Messenger RNA from Blepharisma stoltei, 1815 nucleotides. The record is from the annotation of a GenBank genome assembly. Lineage: Eukaryota; Ciliophora; Heterotrichea; Heterotrichida; Blepharismidae.